Naegleria gruberi is the source of this 2238-nucleotide messenger RNA. RefSeq lists its product as uncharacterized. Gene Ontology annotation, cellular component: Set1C/COMPASS complex. Gene Ontology annotation, molecular function: protein binding; transcription cis-regulatory region binding. NCBI's taxonomy places the organism in Eukaryota, Heterolobosea, Eutetramitea, Acrasida, Naegleriidae. The record is from RefSeq and is a predicted model, not a curated record. The coding region runs from base 1 to 2238 and encodes 745 amino acids. The transcript is spliced from 4 exons.
AUGAAGAAGCAACACCACGCCUACACACUGAGAUGUGAUGACAAAUAUCAUCGAUUGGAUAUUAAUAUUGUUAUAUCCCACAAAUUUUUAGAACACAACAAGAAAUCAUGCUUGGAACACCCAUUAAGGCAUGAGUUUUGCAUUGAAGAGGACAAAUUCUUACUUUUCAUGGAACACAGAGGAAGAAUUAAUGAUGAUGAUGAAAAAAGAUCGACUGUGUCGGAACUUAUUCAAGAGUAUAGAGAAGAACGUAAAAAGAAUCCAUCACUCUUUAACAAGGCUGAUGUUGAUGGUAAUCUUCUGAGGGAUCGAUUGGCAGCUUUAAAAGAAAUGGGCCUUCGAUACCAAAUAUUAUACACAGAAAUUAGUGAAGAAAUUGAAAAAAUUAAAGAAGAAAUGGAAAAGGAAAAAACUGAAGAGGAGAAGUUGAUUAGAAUUAAAAAACAACGAGAGAAGAAGGUUGUCAAUUCUAAACUUCCCAUCAAUCGACAACAAACCAUAAUCUACUCUUCAGAACAAAGAAUACAAUUCAGUCCAAAGGUUGAAAUUACAGUAUCAGGUAAAAAUUUUGGACCAACUGUGCUCACCAGUAGAGAAAAAUAUCUAGCUGACACCUCUCCGGUGCUAAUGAAAAUAUUGGAAGAAACUCUCGAAAAGCAAAACGAAUCUGAAGAAAAAUUUAAACAAAUUUCUUUUCAUGAGCUAGAUAAGCAGUAUAAGGAUUUCAAGUUAUAUGAUUGUUUCCAUCCAGACACAUUCAAGAAAUUUAUAUUAUUUGCCGAAAAUCCCAACCUCAAACAAAAAUACCAUUCAAUAUUAGAAAGGCAGACAGAAGUAAACACUGAAAAUGAGAACAAUAUUUCAGAAGCCAUAAAACGAUUGCAAGAGGUAAAAGAAAACCAUUUAAAACGGUUCGAAGAAAACAUUUCACGAUAUAAGAAUGAAUUAGAACAAACACUGGAGAAAUGUAAGGAGUUUGAUAUGGAAAAGCUUAGAUUAUUAUAUGAAGUUCACAAGUAUAAUGAGCUUGAAAAAGUUGACAGCCUAUUAGAGGCAAGAAAGAAAGAUAUUGAGGCUUUCUUUGAGGAAGAAGAGAAGAAAACAAAAGAAUUGUAUGCAAAACAGCAAACUUCAAGAAGAACUCAAAUAUCAGGGGACUUGGUUAAAUGUGAAAAACUAUUGAGUGAAAUUUUUCCCUCUGAAACAAUUGUUCCAUUAUUGAUUCUAUCAGAUAUUUUGGAAGUUACAGAAUUGAAAAAUUAUUGUAUUCAAGCUGUUACUGAAAAGUUUGGGGAGCAUGUUUAUAAGGAGGCUCUUGGUUCGAGAAUUAUGGCAGAAACAAUGACACAAAUUUUGAGUCAAUUACCUGUAGAAAAAUUGAAAGAACUUAAAACUACAUAUGGAUUUCAUUUCCAAAGAUCGGCUGUUGAGAAGGAAAUUGAUUACAGGAAGGGAAUGUUUGCAGAUGAGUAUAGAGAAAAAUCAGUGGAGGAAUUAAUGCUUUUCCUUAAAAGAGGUGUAGUAUUUCCAGAUGUUUUAAUGGCAGAGCUAGAAAAAAGAAAAGAGAAGAAACCAUAUGUUUCCCUCAAUACUGAGCGUUGCUCCCCAUUUUUGUUAAUUGAUGAUGAUUAUUUGACAGUACAUUUAAAAGGGCAAAAGAGAUAUUCUUGUGUUCAUGCUUCACAUUCGCUCAAUUUUCAAGGGUGGGCAAAAUGGUAUUUUGAGGUAUCAAUAGAACAAUUUGAUGAAUCAUUUGGAUCAAGCAUUUCAAUUGGGUGGGAUGUUGAGAGAACUGGGUGGGAUGGGCCUAUUAUUGGUCUCACACCUGGUUACAGAUCUCAAUUUGGAUACAGUUGGCAGUCUGAUGGGUUACUUCAUUUCUAUGGAAAGGGAAUGUUUAUAGGAACUAAGUUUGUUGCUGGAGAUGUGAUUGGAUGUGGAAUCAAUCAAAUUAAGAAAAAAUUGACAUUUUACAAAAAUGGGGAAAAGAUAACCCUAAUUAAAAAAGAAUCUAACAGAAGGGUUCAGGAAAUCAAAUAUAUCACUAUUCAGGAUGAGAGUUACGAAUUAUUCCCUGCAGCAUGUUUGUAUUCAACAAAGAAAAAUUCUGAUUGUACAGUGAGAUUUAACUUUACAGGACCAUUCAUUGGACAACCAAAACAUUAUGAAGCUUAUGGAAGUGAGAGACAAAUCUUGAAACAACAAAAACAAAUCAAACAAGCACUUCAACUUAAUUAA